Molecule: messenger RNA, 1245 nt
Organism: Halichondria panicea
Lineage: Eukaryota; Metazoa; Porifera; Demospongiae; Suberitida; Halichondriidae
Product: sialidase-1-like
Exons: 3
Coding region: 1-1146 (381 amino acids)
Biological process (GO): ganglioside catabolic process; oligosaccharide catabolic process
Cellular component (GO): cytoplasm; intracellular membrane-bounded organelle; membrane
Molecular function (GO): exo-alpha-sialidase activity
Source: RefSeq, a predicted model, not a curated record
AUGUGUUUUUGUGAUAACUAUGAAUAUGCUAUGCUCACAAUAUUCUUUAGAACUUUGACUAUGCAAGGACAUUUAGCAGUUACGUUGGCUGUAGCCUGGCUGGCCAUAUUGGUGCAUGGUCAACUGGACGGUGUUAAACAGACUGUGAUAUUUGAAAAAGGGGAGCUUGGCUACUUCUGUUUUAGGAUUCCUGUUCUUCAUCUGACCUCAAAGAACACUCUCCUUGCUUUUGCCGAGGGUAGAAAUACAAGCGGCUGUGCAGAUCAUGGCGAUGUACACAUUGUACUAAAGAGAAGUAUGGAUUACGGGGAAACCUGGUCCCCUCUUAUGGUUGUGCAUUCGGAGCCAUCUCACACAAUUGGAAACCCUGCUCCCGUUGAGGACAAAGGUACUGGGAACAUAGUGUUGGUCUGCAGUCGGGACAACAAAGAUGUACUACAGCUGGAGAGUACAGACGAUGGCGUCACUUGGGGUAACAUGGUGGACAUCACCACUAUGGUCAAACUGCCUAUAUGGACCUUUAUCGCUAGUGGGCCUUCGGAUGGACUUCAGCUUCCCUCUGGCAGAUUCCUCAUAUGUAUGUAUGGAUAUGUCAAGUCAUUUGGUGGUGGUCCAGGAUCUUACUCAAUAUUUUCAGACGAUGGAGGCAAGAAUUGGAUCAUGUCAGUACCAACAAGCGAUGUUACCUCAGGGGAGUGUCAGGUGGUACCGCUAGAUAUCUAUGACAACCCGUCUCGUAACAACACCAAACUGUUGAUGUACAUGAGAACAAGCAGUGGAAUAAGAACAUUUGGGUACAGCAAUGACAGUGGCGAGUCAUGGCACAACAUGUCGCAACCUAAAAGCCUUAACCCGCAGACGUCUGUUCAAGGUGCUGUGCUUGCAGUAACCUAUGUUGGAGUAAAAUUUAACACACACCUAUACGUCUCACAACCAUACGCUCUAGGCCGAACUAACAUGACAAUUUUCUACUCUUCCGAUGGGGGAUACGAUUGGAAAGAUGCCUAUCAACUCUGGAAGGGACCUUCUGCAUAUUCGAGCAUGGUCAAGCACCAUGAUGCUGCUAUGAUCUACUGCCUGUAUGAGAAAGGAGACAUUUACUAUUGGGAAACUCUUACUCUAGCUGUUUUUUCAACCCUCAUUUGAACAGUGAACCCAUCAGUGUCAGUGUUAACUUCUGUUUUAUCUCUGCACAAUAAUAUUGUUGUGGUGAAAAAUGACCUAAAUACAUAAUUAUACCGAUAA